Cotesia glomerata is the source of this 3076-nucleotide messenger RNA. RefSeq names its product ras-related protein Rab-32 (gene Rab32). NCBI's taxonomy places the organism in Eukaryota, Metazoa, Arthropoda, Insecta, Hymenoptera, Braconidae. The record is from RefSeq and is a predicted model, not a curated record. Gene Ontology annotation, biological process: phagosome-lysosome fusion; endosome to lysosome transport. Gene Ontology annotation, cellular component: trans-Golgi network; late endosome; lysosome. Bases 139 to 2463 code for a protein of 774 amino acids. The transcript is spliced from 6 exons. Gene Ontology annotation, molecular function: GTPase activity; GTP binding.
AGCUUCAAUUUUUUUCUUACAUCUAUUGGUCAAUUUUUUUUAGAAAUGUGAGUCUUUUUUUGCGUAAAGAAAUAUUUUCGGGAUAAGUUACGUAUUUUGUGAUUGAGGAAAAAGUUAUAGAGGUUGUAAAAAGUGAAAAUGAACGACGAAAGUGGAAAAGACGGUAGUUCGCCGGAAUCAGAGAUUGCGCGGUUAUCAUUCGAUAAGAACAAUGAUAAUGAUAAUGUCAAUGUUGGUGAUGCUAUUGAAGAGGAUGCUAAGAGUACUUCGACGAUUACGGAAUUGAAUGUUGAUAGUAUCAAAGAUAACAGAUUUGAUGGGGCUGAAGAUACUGAAUUAGAAGUGAGUGCCAAAAAUUAUGGCAUUCCGAUUUUGGCGAAACAAGAAAGCUUUUCGGAGGAGAAGAAAAAGGGGAGGUUGAAGAACCCUUUCAAGGACCGGUUGUUCAAGAGGAAGAAGACUGGGAGCAUUGGGUCUCAACCUUCGAUAGACGAGAAUGAAACAGAGCCUACGAAGAGAACAGUCACAAACAAGUCCGUUGAAUACGACGAACCGAGUCAGGCUCCAGAGCAAAAAUUACCGGCAAUACCAGGAUCAAAUAUAAUCAAACUAUCAGGAUUAGGAGUAUUAGGUUCAUCAUUCGAAGUCGGCGACGACGAGGAUCAAGAUUCGGAUCAAGUUCCGGUGAAGAAAAUGAUGAAAAAGAAGAAAACUUCACUGGUUCGCCGGCUGAGUUUGAACAAAUUUCGGCUGAGUUCAACCGAGCAGAUCCCUGAAGUUCGACAAACUCCAGAGGGUGACAGUAGUCGCUCCCAAUCUUCCCAGGAAUCGCCGAGCCAUGAGGACUCCAUUAAGACUAAAUCGGCAUCAUCAGGAUCUGGAUCGAUCGCCAAAAAAGGGUACAGUAAGUUCGAGGAUAAAUCGCAUUUGGCUGAAACACAAAAGGGUAGGGAUAAUAAUAAAUCAAAGUCGGUGGAGAGGCGCAGUUCGAGCGGUACGUGGGGGCAAAGAGAGAAGGGAUUACUCACGACAACUACAACGAGUGAACGACGUAUAGACGACCCUCAUCGACGACGACACAAACCAUCUGAGAACUCGUCUACUGACAAAACAGUCACCACUGUUACAACUGUUCUGCAAAGAAGGUCCCCGUCUGUUACCAUAAGGACGAGCUUCAUUGAACCGGACCUUCCACCAGUCGGCCAAGAGUCGCCUCGAUCAGUCUCAACCCUUCCGUCCGCAGUGUCCAAAUGGCCUGAGACAAAAGGACCGCCUAAGAAGUCGAAAUUCCCCUCAAAACUCGACCGGGAGUCAGGAUUAAAAGAGUUCAAGCCGGGCGAAUCACCGCCCCUGGAAGCUAAGCGAAAAUUAUCGUUGGUGAAGGAAAAGCGGGCAAUAUUCCAGCGAAAGUACUUCGAAACAUCAGAAGUUGGUUACUCACAGGACAAUUCAUUGGACACGGUAGUCGGAAAUGUUGGUGCUGGUAUCAGUGACUCGAUAACUUUUUCAGAUAAUGCAAUUUCUAUUGACAAUGACGACAUAGAUUUAAACAAACGCAAGCCCUCCCGUCAUAUCAGUGUGCGCACAUUUGAUUCAUUUUCGACAACUUUCAAGGAGUCAGUUGAAGAGCAGGAUCCACCAGUUGAAGAAGAUCAGCUUCACAGCAUAGACAUCACUGAUCACAACAACAGAACGCUUGCUUCUCUUGAAGACCAAAACUAUUCUUCGACUUCAAUGGCGGUUAGUAGUGCAGAAAGUAUUGAAAUUCAAAGAAGAUUCAGCGGCGAUACCACGUCGACACAUAAUAACGCGCCUAAUAGCGGCGUAACUGAAAAACGUGAGCAUCUAUACAAAAUCCUGGUUAUCGGUGAACUAGGAGCUGGAAAGACAUCAAUCAUCAAAAGAUAUGUCCACCAGUUUUUCUCACAACACUAUCGUGCGACAAUAGGCGUGGAUUUCGCCCUGAAAGUACUCAAUUGGGACCCAAAUACAAUUAUAAGACUUCAACUAUGGGAUAUUGCCGGCCAAGAAAGAUUUGGAAACAUGACGCGAGUUUAUUACAAAGAAGCCGUAGGUGCCUUUAUCGUAUUCGACGUAACAAGAAGCGCGACAUUGGACGCUGUCGUUAAAUGGAAACAAGACUUAGACUCAAAAGUACAAUUACCCGACGGAUCUCCCAUUCCGUGUGUGUUAUUAGCGAAUAAGUGCGACCAGUCCAAAGAAGGUCUCGCAAAUUCUCCAGGAAAAAUGGACGACUACUGCAAGGAAAAAAAUUUUGUUGGCUGGUUUGAGACUUCUGCUAAAGAGAAUAUUAAUAUCGAAGAAGCAGCGCGUUUCCUCGUCAAUAAAAUUCUUCAAAACGACCAAAUAAUGAAAGGAAACGGAGCUCAAGAUCAAGUUGACGGAGAACGAUUUGCAUUAAAUCAAUCACCGACUGGUUCCAAAAAAUCUUGCGCAUGCUGACGAAAUGUAAUUAUUAUAACAAUUCAAUUCAUUAUUAUUAUUAUCAUUAGUAUUAGUAGUGAUGCUAAUGAUUAAUAAUAAUUAACUAUCCGGCCAAAUUGGGACAUACGAAUUAACUUAAAGACUGUUCCAUUUGCUACUAUAUUUUAUAAUAAUAAUGAUAAUUAUUAUGAUUAAUAUUAAUAAUUAAUUGUUAAUAUGACUAUUUAAAUGAUUAUUGAAUGACAAUGUGCAACUUUAAUAUUUUUUGCACGUCGGAAUAAUGAAAAUUUAUUAAUUACGAAAUAUCCGUUUUUUUCGAUUGUUUUUAACGCUUUGGUACCAGUGAAAGAAAUUUUUAAUUAUUUAUUAUUAAUAAUUAUCAUGAAAAUUAUUCGUAUAAUGUAAAAAAAUCGCAUAAAGUUAAAAUUAAAAAAAAAAUUAAUAUUUUCCUCGGAACAUUUACUGCAAGGAUUUGCGCAUGCGCGAAUUGAGUUCCAUAAUUCCAUAAUUGUGCAUGCGCAGUUUUGAAUUUUAGUUCUGUGAAAAAACUACUCAUGAAUGUGAGUUCUAUCUUAAAAAAAAUUUUUUUAGUUAGAGAUUAUAAAAUUUUAAAGUUUUUUUGAAUAAUAAU